Messenger RNA from Acanthocheilonema viteae, 360 nucleotides. The record is from the annotation of a GenBank genome assembly. Lineage: Eukaryota; Metazoa; Nematoda; Chromadorea; Rhabditida; Onchocercidae.
AUGAUACCGUCGAUGCUUGUUUAUCUCGGUGAAUACCUGAUAAAUCAAGGUAUUUUCCAGUUGAUAAUUUAUUCAUAUGAUAAAGGGUGGCAUCUUACGCCAUCAAGUCAAUACCGUUGGUACCAAGUGUUUUACCAAGCUGGUGUUUUCAUUUCACGAUCUUCGGUAAACAUUAUAUUAUUACCUUAUUGGGCUUUAAUACUUUUGCCUAUCCUACAGGUGAAACCGGAUGUUCGAGAAUUUUCAAUGUCUAUCAGUUCGUUGGGUGAUGCAAUUGGAAUUGUUGUUGCUGGAUUCGCUUCCAUUCUACUUUAUAAUUAUGUAUGUCAGACGAGUUUACCUGCACAUUUGACAGCUUGA